AUGAUUGAUCUUUAUUAUGCUAUCCAAAAUGACCUAGUUGAUACUAUGUCAGGAUUGAUGGAAUCUGUUGAUACUGUAUUUGAAGCUGAAAACAAUCCAAAAAUUCCAGAAAUUUUAUUUCAUCAGCCAACAAUUCUUUCUUUAGCAACUUUCUUAUGUUCUCAGAAAUGUUUUGCCUAUCUAAUUAACAACAAAGCCGAUUUAAAUAGAUUUGAUCACUCAGAACAAGAGAUGCUUCCAAUUCACUUUGCAAUUGCAUCAAACAAUCUUUCAUUUUUCAAAGUAUUAGUUUCCAAAGGAUCUAUUGUUAAAGGGUCAUUAUAUUUCGCAGUUAAAUUCAAUAAUAUACAAUUUUUCAACUAUAUUUUAUCAAAUAAUUUAGAAAAUCCACAAGAUAUUGUAUAUAAUACAACAGCAUUAGAUUAUGCAAAGAGUUUAAAGCGCACUGAGAUGGUAAAAGCUUUAAAUGAAUUAAUAUCAAAAGAAAAUUCUCAGAAUGAAGAAAAAGAAAUAGUUUUAAAGCACGAAAAUCCUUUAAUAAAUGCUGUAUUAGCUAAUGAUAGCAAAACAGUAUCCAAAAUCCUUGAAAAAGAUCCAUCAAAAAUAAAUUCAACAGAUGACAAAGGAAAUACAGCCUUUCUUCUUGCCAGCCAAAAGAACUUAGUCGAAAUGAUGAAAUUACUCUAUGAAAAAGGCGCCGAUGUCAAUAUUCUGAAUAAAGGAGGAAGAUCUGCACUUCACGAGGCCUGUUACAAAAACAGACUGGAGGCAGUGCAGUAUCUAGUUACUCUACCAACAUUGGACAUCAAAAUAAAGACAGCAAAUGGAAGAACUGCGUUGCAUUGCGCAUCUAAAUGUGGAAAUCCAGAAAUUGUCAAACUUCUACUUCACGAUUUAUCACCAAAUUUCCAGGAUGAUGAUGGAGAUACUCCUCUGCACAUUGCAGCAAAUAAUCAGCAUUCCGAUGUAAUUCAUCUUCUUUUGGACGUUCCUGGUGUUAAAUUCAAUAUCAGGAACAAAGGAGGUCGUGCAGCAUUCGAUUUGUGCUCGCAUAAGUUCCUCCUCCCUUUCAGACCGAAAAUGAACGAAAUCAUUGAAAAUGCACGCGAAAGGAUCAAAGAAAAGAAGGAAGAGAAAAAGAAGAAUCGAAACCAAACACAAAAACAAUAA
Trichomonas vaginalis G3 is the source of this 1170-nucleotide messenger RNA. RefSeq names its product spermatogenesis. Gene Ontology annotation, biological process: positive regulation of transcription by RNA polymerase II. The transcript has a single exon. Bases 1 to 1170 code for a protein of 389 amino acids. The record is from RefSeq and is a predicted model, not a curated record. NCBI's taxonomy places the organism in Eukaryota, Parabasalia, Trichomonadida, Trichomonadidae. Gene Ontology annotation, cellular component: nucleus. Gene Ontology annotation, molecular function: transcription cis-regulatory region binding; protein binding.